AUGGGCAGCAGAUUGAUGUGGCUGUCCCUCGCGCUGUCAGUGGCGUACACAGCCGGUCAGGUCACGGGGACCGGGGCCACACAGGAGGACAUCCCGGAGGGCGCUUCUACCCUGGCAUUCGUCUUUGAUGUAACCGGCUCCAUGUACGACGACCUCGUGCAGGUCAUCGAGGGCGCGUCCAAGAUUCUGGAAACAUCCUUGAACAGACCGAAGAAAAAUUUGUAUAACUUUGCUCUGGUCCCCUUCCAUGACCCAGAGAUUGGGCCGAUAACAAUCACAACAGACCCCAAGAAGUUCCAGUAUGAGCUGAGAGAGCUCUAUGUUCAGGGAGGUGGGGACUGUCCAGAGAUGAGCAUUGGUGCCAUUAAGAUUGCCUUGGAGAUUUCCCUGCCGGGUUCCUUUAUAUAUGUCUUCACAGACGCCCGAUCCAAAGAUUACAAGCUGACCAAUGAAGUCCUGCAGCUCAUUCAGCAGAAGCAGUCACAGGUGGUGUUUGUGCUGACUGGGGACUGUGAUGACCGGACUCAUAUUGGCUACAAGGUUUAUGAGGAGAUCGCUUCUACCAGCUCUGGGCAGGUCUUCCAUCUAGACAAGAAACAGGUCAACGAGGUCCUGAAAUGGGUGGAGGAGGCGGUGCAAUCGUCCAAGGUCCACCUGCUGUCCACGGAUCACUUCGCUGGGGUCAGCAACACCUGGCAGAUGCCCUUUGACCCCAGCCUGAAAGAAGUCACCGUGGCGCUCAGUGGCCUGGCGCCUAACAUCGAGAUAAAAAACCCCCAGGGGAAAGUGGUGGGGAAGAGUGAUGGCCUGACUGAGCUCCUACACAUUCCCAACUCUGCCAAGGUUGUCAACAUCAAGGAUCCACAGCCUGGGAUGUGGUCUAUCAAGACCUCUAGUGAAGGAAGACACUCAGUUCGUAUCUCAGGCCUCAGCACCAUUGACUUCCGAGCCGGGUUUUCCAGAAAACCCACUCUGGACUUCAAAAAGACCUCCAGCCGACCAGUUCAAGGCAUUCCCACCCACAUUCUGCUGAACACCACUGGGCUUAAACCUCCUGCUCGAGCUGACAGGCUAGACCUCAUGUCAAUCACAGGUGAAGUGAUAAAAACUUUGCCAAUUCGCUACUACCCUGAUCGACAGCCUUACGGCCUCUGGAACAUCACAGAGUUCAUCCCACCCAAUGAGGCCUUCUUCCUGAGGGUGACAGGAUACGACCUGGAUGGUUUCAUGUUCCAGAGAGUCUCCAGUGUCUCCUUCUCCAGCAUUAAACCUGAUGCCCCUAAGGUGCAGAUGCCAGCCACAACUCAUGGAUACUACCUCCAAAGAGGGGCUGUCAUUUGCCAGAUAGAGAGCCUGAUCCCUUUUACGUUGCGCUUCAGCAGGGAUGGGGGGAGGCUUGGGGUGGACCAACUCUUCAGUGAGUCUGACUAUGCCACAUGGGAAAUACCCCAGGUUACUCUUAAGGAUGAGGGCUACUACGAGUGUAUUGCUAUCAGCAGUGCUGGGACAGGAAGGACUCGCACCUUCCUGGAUGUAUCAGAGCCACCUCCAGCCAUCACAGUGGAGGGGAAUGUAACUGCGUCUCCAGGCUCCCGUGCCGUCCUCACCUGCCGCGUAGUCAGCACCGUCAGCUUUAACCUCACCUGGCUGAGAGGAGGUCACGAUGCCCGUCUGGAUCCACGGGUGAACGUGUUGACGAACCUCUCCCUUCAAGUGUCCUCGGUGAGCCCAGAUCACGCGGGUUGGUACGAGUGCAUCGCUAUAAACGAAGGAGGGGUGAUGGCAGAGCGGAUCUACCUGACAGUGCAAGAGGUGCCCAAGGUUUCAGUAGAGUCACGAAACCAAACCUUUACAACAGGAGAUGAAGUGAGGAUCAGAUGCUCGGCCAGUGGCUAUCCUCCACCACGUCUGGUUUGGACUCACAAUGACAUCUUCAUCAUGGCAUCCAAAAGACACAGAAUGACUCCUGAUGGUACACUGGUUAUAAGAAACAUGGAGAAAAAGGAUGGAGGAGUGUAUGGCUGUAUUGCCAGUAACCAGGCUGGGACAGACACCAUGACUUCAAUCCUCAGUUACACUGAAUCCCCUGUGGUGACAGUUGCUUUGAGCGAUAUUCUCAUUAGUGUUGGUGAAACCACAGUGAUGGCCUGUUCUGCGUCUGGAAUCCCACAACCGGAGAUCUGGUGGUACAAAGGGGGCGUUCGACUGCAUUCAUCAUCCCUCUUGGAUGUUGAUAUGUUAGGAGGUACACUGAUAAUCAAGGAGACUCAGGAUGCUGACGCUGGAGAUUACACCUGUGUAGCUGUCAAUGCUGCUGGCACCUCGUCAGGAAAGAUCGCUUUGGCUGUAGGAGCACCACCCACGUUCAUCCGAGAGCCAUCAGAUGUGGCCCUGGACAUUGGCUCCAAUGUGACUCUUCCCUGCUCCACUGAGGGUCACCCAGAACCACAGGUCAGCUGGAGGAGAGAGGAUGGAAUUCCCAUUUUCAGCACGCCACGCAUGCGUGGCACAGUCACACAGAACAGCAGAGGUCUACAUAUCACCAACCUGUGGGUUGAUGAUGAGGCGGUGUACGUCUGUGAGGCUCACAACCAAUUAGGCAGGAUCCAGGCCAGGGCCAGAAUCACAGUGACUGGACUGGUCUCGCCUGUCAUUGCCAUGAGUCCGGCUGUGCUCAGUGUGAUCGAGGACCAGCAGAUGACUUUGCCUUGUGUGCUAUUGGCUGGGAAUCCGCUACCUGAGAGGCAAUGGCUGCACAACUAUGGCUUGGUGACCUCGGACCAAUAUGUGACAGUGAGGAGGGAUGGCAGUCUGCAUGUUGAGAGAGUCCGGCUAGAAGACGCAGGGGAUUACACCUGUUUGGCUGAAAGCGUUGUUGGGGCAACCAACCAUACCACUACUGUCAACGUAUAUGUGAUUCCUACCAUUCAGCAUGGUCCUCAGGUGUUCAGCACGAUCGAGGGUACACCGAUCACUCUGCCGUGCCGUGCCAGUGGAGUACCCGCCCCUGAAAUCACCUGGGCCAAGGGAGGAGAACUUCUGUACUUGGGUGGUCCAUCUUUCUCCCUGGAUUCUGAUGGCAGCCUCUUCAUCGCCUCCCCCUCUGGAAAUGAGACUGGAGAGUUCAUCUGCACAGCUACCAAUGCUGCCGGCUACGCCUCCAAGAAGGUCCAAGUCACUGUCUAUGUCCGACCCAGGUCAAAUGCUGUCGACGUUGGAGGCUCAGCUGACCCGAUGAAAAUGUCAGUGAUUGAGGGUGAGGACGCCAUCUUGCCCUGUGAGGUCAGCAGUGUCCCACCUCCCACUAUCAGCUGGGCCAAGGAGAGGCAGCUCAUCUCCCCUUUCUCUCCCAGGCACACUCAGCUUCCCUCGGGCUCCAUGAAGAUCUCAGAGACCAGAGUGUCAGACGGUGGACUUUAUGUGUGUGUUGCCUCCAAUAUUGCUGGAAAUCUAACACAAUACGUUGAGCUGAGUGUGUUGGUGCCCCCCAGUAUCCAGGCUGGCCCAAGAGUAAUGAAGAUACAAGUGGGUCACCCUGUGGAGCUGCCCUGUGUGGUGAAAGGGGUCCCAGAGCCUACACUCACCUGGACCAAGGAUGGCAAGACGUACCCAGUUUCCCCUGACGGUAGUCUGGCAUUGAAGAACGUGGGCUUAGUGGACGAAGGAACUUACACCUGCACAGCCACUAACAUUGCAGGCAGAGACGAGGCUCGAGUUCGGGUUCUAGUGCAAGUGCCCCCUGUGGUGGAGGUAUUGGAACCCCCCUUCAAUAGGCCCCUGCAGGAGAGAGUUGCAAACCAGCGUAUUGCAUUCCCCUGCCCUGCCAAAGGUCUUCCUAAGCCAGUGAUUCGGUGGAUGCGUAAUGGCCAGGAGUUGACGGGUAAUGAGCCUGGUGUGUCCAUCCUUGAGGAUGGCACGCUGUUGAUUCUUGCCUCUCUGUCUCCGCUGGACAAUGGUGAAUAUGUGUGUGCUGCUGCCAAUGAUGCUGGAUCCACUGAGAGGAAGUACCAGCUCAAAGUCAAUGUGCCCCCAAAUUUCCGUGAAAGCGAAACGCCAGGAAAUGUGUCGUUGGUCCUAAGCCAUUCCACCAGCUUGGUGUGUGAUGUCACAGGAAGUCCAACCCCUGUAAUCACCUGGUACAAAGAUGGAACACCUGUGGUUGCUAGUAACAACAUCCAGAUUCUCGAAAUGGGAAAAACCCUGAAACUGUUAAAGGCUGCCAUGACGGACGCAGGCAGCUACAGCUGUAAAGCCAUCAACAUCGCUGGCAGCACAGAAAAAGACUUCUUAGUGGAUGUUCUGGUUCCACCAAUCAUUGAAGGGUCAAGCUCUUCUCAAGAUAUUUCCGCCAUCGUCAAACAGGAGAUCAGUCUGGAGUGCAAGGUGCACGGAGUUCCCUUUCCUACGAUCCAGUGGUACAAAGACAGAAAGCUGGUGUUUCUUGGUGAUCCCAACCUAGAGGUCACAAACAGGGGGCAGGUUUUGAGGAUAAAAAGUGCACGUCUUGGAGACAAAGCCCGCUACCAGUGCAGUGUUAUGAACACAGCCGGCAAACAGACCAAGGACUUCAACCUCAGUGUCUACGUGCCCCCCUCCAUCAAAGGUGGUAACAUAACGUCAGAUGUCACCGCCCUGCUGGAUAAUGUAGUUUCACUGGAGUGUGAGGCUCGUGGAGUGCCAAGUCCCAGCAUCACCUGGUACCGAAAUGGUGAGGCCAUCCUGUCCAACCGGCAGGCUCAGUACGUCGAGAGGGGUCGCUACCUGAAGAUCCCACGGGUGCAGGCGUCUGAUGCCGGCCUGUUCACCUGCAAGGUGAUGAGUGUGGCCGGCAGAGCUGAGAAGAGCUUUGAACUGGAUGUCUACUUGCCACCCACCAUUGCAGGGGGGGAUGACGGGCUGACAGAGAGGAAAGUAGUCCUCAGUAAGUCUCUGAUCCUGGAGUGUGACGCAGGCGGGCACCCUCCCCCCUCCCUCACCUGGCUGAAGGAUGGAGUUCCUGUGCGUCAUGGUGAAAGUGUCCGUGUUCUCGAACAGGGGAGUAAAAUAGAAAUCAUGUCAGCCACGGUGUCUGACUCAGGACGGUACAUCUGUGUGGCAACGAGCAUCGCUGGAGAGAAGGAGGUCAAAUACGACGUCAGAGUUUUAGUUCCUCCUUUCAUUGAUGGAUCUGAUGACGUGACAGACAGCACAGUGAUAAUCAACAGCCCUUUGGAGCUGGAGUGUCACGCCACUGGAACACCUGCACCGGCCAUCACGUGGUAUAAAGAUGGAAAACUGGUCAGACAGGGUGAGGGGCUGCGGGUGGGAGCAAGCGGUCGACGGCUGAUCGUUUCCCGGGCUCAGGUCUCUGACACGGCUCGGUUUCAGUGUGUUGCCACUAAUGAAGCCGGCGACCAUGAGAGGGACUUCAACGUGGUCGUCCAUGUGCCUCCAUCCAUUCGUACCGCCGGGCCUGCUGAGCGUUCAGUGGUUCUAAACAAGCAAAUCAGUCUGGAGUGCAUCUCCAGUGGCAUUCCUCCUCCCAGUAUUACAUGGCUUAAAGAUGGUCGACCCGUGGACACAACACAGGGGCACGUUAAGCUUGAGUCAGCAGGCAGAAUGCUAAAGGUCAAAGAGGCAAGACUUGAGGAUUCUGGGAAAUACACCUGUUUGGCCACAAAUGCAGCCGGGGAAACUGAGCAGCACAUACGGCUCAGUGUCCAUGAGCCUCCCAGUAUCCCUAACUCUGGAGUGAUCAUCAACCAGACCAUCCUGUCAGGCUUCCCCACUGAGCUGGAGUGCAAGGCCACAGGCAGCCCAUUACCUGCUAUCACUUGGUACAAAGAUGGCCGACCUCUCACAAGUGCAGCUGGAGUGACGAUGCUGAAGCGUGGCCAGGUGCUGGAGAUUGAACGGGCUCAGCUGUCUGAUGCUGGCACAUACAGAUGUGUUGCAGUCAACCUGGCUGGAGUUGCUGAGAUAUCCCACAACCUGCAGGUGUACGUGCCUCCUGUGAUCUCCAGCCGUGGUGGUACGGUAACAGUUGUGGUGAAUGAAGCCGCCAAGCUGGAGUGUGAGGCGACUGGUGUUCCUCUGCCCAGCCUCACAUGGCUGAAAGAUGGCAGCCCUGUUACAAGUUUAUCACAUGGCAUUCAGGUGUUGUCUGGUGGCAGAGUGCUGUCUCUGAAUAGUGCACUAGUUAGCGAUACAGGCAGGUACACGUGUGUGGCUGUCAACGCCGGGGGAGAACAACAGAGAGAGUACGACCUGAAAGUUUAUGUACCGCCCAACAUCAAGGGUGAGGAGGUGAACGCCACGGUGAUGCUUGGUCUUCCAGUGGAGCUGCUCUGCCAGAGCGAUGCAAUCCCUCCACCUACUCUGUCCUGGCGCAAAGAUGGCCGACCCCUCUUCAGGAAACCUGGCCUGACUGUCGCAGCUGAUGGGAGUGUGCUCAAGGUGGAGAGUGCCCAGGUGCAGGAUUCAGGCAGGUAUUCCUGUCAAGCCACAAAUGUUGCCGGCAAAACAGAGAAGAACUAUAACCUCAAUGUCUGGGUUUCUCCCAGUAUCCGCGGCUCAGAGGAAGUGUCUCCUCUGACUGUGAUUGAAGGAAGUUUAAUCACUCUGGUGUGUGAGUCCAGUGGCAUACCGCCCCCCAGCCUGACCUGGAGAAAGGAUGGUUCUGAGCUCAGGUCAGAUCAGCGGGUCAGGGUUUUAUCAGGAGGUCGCCAGCUGCAGAUCUCCAGUGCUGAGAGGAUAGAUACAGGCUCCUACACAUGCACAGCCUCCAGCACAGCUGGCACUACUUCCAAGGAGUACAACUUACAGGUUUAUGUCCGCCCUUCCAUCAGAAACAGCGAGGGCAACUCAGAUGACAUUGCUGUGACAAAAGGAGGUGACGUGACCUUACAGUGUGCUGCGGAGGGAGUGCCUCGACCAGCGAUCACAUGGCUGAAAGAUGGCCGACCUAUCACAGGGCCGCAUGGUGCCAAGGUCCUCAAUGAGGGGAGGCUGCUGCAGCUUAAAGACGCUAAAGUGUCUGACACGGGACGCUACACAUGUAUCGCUGUUAAUGUUGCCGGACAGGCUGACAGCAAGCACGACAUCAGUGUACAUGUUCCACCAAGUAUAAUUGGUCAGGUAAACUUCCCAGAAAAUGUGAGCGUUGUGGUAAAGAACCCCGUUGCUUUGAGCUGCGAGGCCUCAGGUAUUCCUCUUCCUGCCAUUGCCUGGCUGAAGGAUGGUCGGCCAAUCAAAGCAUCCAGCUCAGUGCGAGUGCUCUCAGGGGGCCGGAGUCUGCGACUAAUGCAUGCUGCAGUAGAGGAUGCUGGGAGGUACACCUGUAUUGUGUCUAACAUUGCUGGAGAGGAAAGGAAGAACUUUGACCUCGACAUUCUUGUUCCAGCAAGGAUUGUUGAUGAGGGAACAGUGUUGGAUACCAAAGUUAAGGAGAAACACAACAUAACCCUCACCUGUGAGGCAUCAGGUAACCCUGUGCCAGAGAUAAAAUGGCUAAAGGAUGGACAGCUGUUGGUUCCUGACAAACGCCACCAACUUUUGUCUCAUGGCCGUUUCCUCCAAAUCUACGGGGCCCAAGUGGCAGACACUGGCAGGUACAGCUGCCUGGCAUCUAACAGUGCAGGGGAUCGCAGCCGACACUUCAACCUCAAUGUCCUGGUUUCUCCAACCAUUGCUGGGUCUGGUCCUGACGACUCAUCAGACGAGGUGACGGUCACUCUAAGCAGCCCCACGUCUUUAGUGUGUGAAGUUCAAUCCUACCCUCCUGCUCUCAUCAUCUGGCUCAAGGACGGCACUCCGUUUGAGUCCAGUCGCAACAUCCGUGUCCUCCCAGGUGGAAGAACCCUGCAGAUUCUCAAUGCUAAAGAAGAGGAUGCUGGGAGGUAUACAUGUGUGGCCACUAAUGAGGCUGGAGAGACACUGAAGCACUAUGAGGUCAAGGUUUAUGUUCCCCCUCAGAUCAAUAAGAAUGAUAUCCCUGGGGAAGGACUGGCACCUAAAGAGGUCAAGAUCAAAGUCAACAGCACACUAACCCUCGAGUGUGCAGCUCAGGCCUUUCCAACACCUGCACUGCAGUGGUACAAGGAUGGACAGAUCCUGCGAGCAGAUGACCACGUGUCCAUAACAGCCAACGGCCGUAUCAUUCAAAUAAAGAGUGCUCAGGUGUCAGACACUGGUCGCUACACCUGCAUAGCCACUAAUAUAGCUGGAGAAGAUGAGAAGGACUUUGAUGUAAAUAUACAAGUGCCUCCUAAUUUCAACAGGCCUGGUGGGGAUGGCGAUACUUGGUCUUCCCCAGGCUUUGGAGUGGAUGUUCGAGAUGUGAUCCUCAACAAUCCCAUCUCUCUGUACUGUGAGACCAACGCUGUCCCCCCUCCUACACUUACCUGGUAUAAGGAUGGACAGCUGCUGAGCUCCAAUGACAAAGUUCUGAUCUUGCCAGGUGGGCGAGUGUUGCAAAUACCUAGAUCCCAGGCUGACGACUCGGGCAGGUACACGUGUGUGGCUGUCAAUGAAGCAGGAGAAGACUCCAUUCAGUAUGAUGUUAGAGUUUUAUUGCCCCCUGUCAUACGGGGAACAGAUAGUGAUUUUCCUGUUGAGAUCACAGUCCUGGUCAACAAAACUACCCAACUUGAGUGUAUCGUGGAUGGUAACCCCACCCCCAAGAUCACCUGGUUUAAGGACAGCCAGCCAGUCAGCUCUGAUGGACCACACAGGAUCCUGUCCAAUGGACGAACACUUAAGGUGCUGACAGCUCAGGUGUCGGACACGGGGCGCUAUGUGUGUGUGGCUGACAACGUGGCUGGAAAUGCAGAAAAAUCCUUCAACCUCAAUGUUCAUGUGCCUCCAACCAUUAUUGGCGUGAAUCCUGACACUGUGACUGUGGUGGUGAACAACUUUGUGUCUCUGUCCUGUGAGGCGACUGGUUUUCCUCCUCCUACUCUGAGCUGGCUAAAUGAAAGAGGAUCCAUUCAGCCCAACAGCAAUGCACUCAUCAUGCCAGGUGGUCGUACGCUGCAGAUUCUGAAAGCAAAAGUAUCUGAUGGAGGAAAGUACAGCUGUGUGGCCAUGAACGCAGCAGGAGAUGCUUACAAACACAUCCACCUUACUAUAUUUGUUCCCCCAAGUAUCCGCGACAGUAGUGGGGACUCUCCUGUGGUGGUGAAUGUGCUUGUUGGGAAAUCAGUAACUCUGGCGUGUGAGUCCAACGCUGUGCCUCCUCCCACCAUCACCUGGUAUAAGAACGGCAGGGUGGUGACAGAAUCAGCCAACCUGCGUAUCCUGGCAGAGGGACAGAUGCUUGAGAUCAAAGGCUCAGAGGUGUCUGAUACUGGACAGUAUGUUUGCAAGGCUACCAACAUUGCUGGACAAGUGGACAAAAACUUCCACUUAAAUAUCUAUGUUCCUCCCAGUAUCGAUGGUCCUGCAGAGGAGAGAGUUGUUGAAACCAUCAGUAACCCAGUUACCUUUGCAUGUGAUGCUACUGGAAUCCCUCCUCCCAGCCUCGCUUGGUUGAAGAAUGGACGACCAAUAGGGAACUCAGAGUCUCUGGAGAUGCACAUCUUCUCAGGAGGAAGCAAGCUGCAGAUUGCACGCUCACAGCUUUCUGACAGUGGCACAUUCACGUGUGUGGCCUCCAACGUGGAGGGCAAAGCACGCAAGAGCUACCACCUCUCUGUUCAAGUCCCUCCUAGUAUCUCUGGAUCAGAGCUGCCCAGUGAAACGGGAGUCUUGCUAAAUGAAAGCAUCCAGCUGGUCUGUCGAGCCAAGGGAACCCCAGCUCCAACCAUCCAGUGGUUAAAGGAUGGUGAAGUAAUUAACAGUACAAGGAACACCGGGCUCAGGAUCAGCCCGGAUCGAAGCACUCUCACUGUAACUGGAGCUCAUACCACUGACAGCGGAAAGUACACCUGUGUGGCGUCCAAUGCUGCAGGAGAGGAGGACAGGAUAUUUAAUCUGAAUGUUUACGUUCCUCCCGUGAUAGACGGCAACAGUGAGACGGUGGAGCAGUUGAGCACAGUUCUGGACAGUUCUGUCAACAUUGAGUGUGUUGCUACAGGCUCUCCGCCCCCUCAGCUCAACUGGCUUAGAAAUGGCCUCCCUCUGCCAGUGUCCUCCCACAUACGGCUUCUCUCUGCAGGACAGGUGCUCCGGAUUACACGUACCCAGGUGUCUGACAGUGGCACCUACACCUGCGUCGCUUCAAACAGAGCAGGUGUGGACAACAGGCAUUACAGCCUGCAGGUACAUGUCCCCCCUGGUUUGGACGGUGCAGGGACCACAGACGAUGUGACUGUGGUCAGGGAAAACUUGGCGUCUCUGAUGUGUAUAGCUGAUGGGACACCGACUCCCACUGUGUCCUGGCUCAAAGAAGGUGUUGUAUUAAUUCCUGACCCUCACCUCAAAUUCCUGAACCUGAAUACCACAUUGCAAAUCAUCCAAGCCCAGGUCAAUGAUACGGGGCGCUACACCUGCGUAGCCAACAAUACUGCCGGCCAAGCCAGCCGCCAUUUCAACCUGAAAGUGCUAGAUCCUCCACGCAUCAAGGGCUCUGGUGUACCAGCAGAAGUAUCUGUUGUGGUCAAUAAUGUCCUGGAGCUUCAGUGUGAGGCCUCAGGUAUCCCUGCACCCUCUUUGACCUGGCUGAAGGAUGGACGACCGCUCCCACAGACCAACAGUCUGCGUCUCCUCCGGGGAGGGGAGGUGCUCCUUGUAUCCUCAGCACAGUUGGAGGACACGGGCAGAUACAGCUGUUUAGCUAAUAGUCCAGCAGGCGAUGAUGACAAGGACUUCCUGGUUCGAGUGCAUGUUCCCCCUAACAUUGCCGGGGAGAGCUCGCCUCAGGACGUGUCAGUGCUGCAGAACAGACAGGCGACUCUGGAGUGCAAGUCAGAUGCCGUCCCACCUCCAACUUUGACCUGGCUCAAAGAUGGUCAACCAUUAAAGGCCUCUGCCCGCGUGCGAAUCCUGUCAGGUGGACGCUAUUUACAGAUCAACAUGGCCGAGCUCGGCGACAGAGCGCAGUACACCUGUGUGGCCAGUAACAUCGCUGGCAAGACAACACGGCAGUUUAACCUGGCUGUCAAUGUGGCCCCGACUAUCAAAGAAGGCUCCCAGUCAGUGUCAGUGCACGUCAACAAGCUUGCAGUGCUGGAGUGCAUUGUUAGUGGUGUGCCACCGCCACGCGUAUCCUGGAGGAAACAUGGAACAGUAUUGGCAGGAAAUAACCCCAGGUACACAUUUGUAGAGGAUGGGUCAUUACACAUCCACUCUGCCCAGGUGACCGACACUGGCCGCUACCUGUGUAUGGCAACAAAUGAGGCUGGAACACAACGCAAGAGAGUGGAUCUGCAGGUUUAUGUCCCUCCUUCCAUCGCCGAUGGCCGCACAAAUGUGACAGUUACAGUCAACGUUCAAACCACUCUGUCCUGCGAGGCCACCGGCAUCCCCAAACCUACCGUCAGCUGGAUGAAAAACAGUCGAUCCAUCAAUACGGAUCAGAACCAGAAUAUGUACAGAUUAUUAUCAUCCGGCUCCCUGGUAGUUAUAGCACCAACAGUGGAGGACACAGCAGUGUAUGAAUGUGUGGUCUCUAAUGAGGCAGGAGAGGACUCCAGAUCCAUAAACCUCACUGUGCAUGUCCCUCCAUCUAUAGCUGAUGAGCCCACAGAGCUAGUUGUAGCCAGACUGUCCCCAGUGGUUAUCUCCUGUACUGCAUCCGGUGUCCCUGAGCCUACAAUCCACUGGAGCAAAGACGGCAUGAAGCUUUCCAAAGAGGGGAAAGGCUACAACAUCCUCCCUACAGGUCCAAUUGAAAUCCCCUCAGCAGAGCUCAGUCAUGCAGGACGCUACUCGUGCACCGCCAAGAACGCUGCAGGCUCCACCCACCGCAACAUGCAGCUCACAGUGCAGGAGCUGCCAUUGAUCCAGUUUCAUCCGCCCACCCUGGAUGUGAUCCUGAAUAACCCCAUAACUCUGCCCUGCAGGGCCACGGGCUCACCCAGACCCACCAUCACCUGGCAGAAGGAGGGCAUCAAUAUACACACCACAGGUGGAAGUUUCACAGUGCUGCCCACUGGAAGUCUGCAGAUCUCUAAAGCCUCUGUGUCGGACUCGGGAACAUACAUAUGUGUGGCUCAAAACCCUGCAGGCACUGCACUGGGCAAGACAAAACUCAGAGUACAAGUUCCUCCGGUGAUCAGCUCAGAAACUCAAAAGUAUGUGACACCUGUGGACUCCUCUGUGACGCUUCAGUGUCAAGCAGACGGCUCCCCUCGCCCCUCUGUCUCAUGGCAUAAAGACGGGCAGCCGCUGAGGGAAUCUGUGCAGCAGCGGGUGCUCAGUUCAGGAUCCCUGCAGAUCACGUUCAUCCAGCCGAGUGAUACUGGACGAUACACUUGCACUGCUGCAAAUGUAGCAGGAACUGUCAGCCUAGAGAUGAGCCUCACGGUACAGGUCCCACCUUCCAUCACUGGUGGAGAAAAGGAGGUAGCAGUGGUGGAGAACAGUCAGGCUCAGCUGGUGUGUGUGGUAGAGGGAGUCCCUCAGCCUAGCCUGUCCUGGGAGAAGGACGGUACUCCUGUAGUGGAAAGCUCAGGGGAAUACACCAUCCUGCCAUCUGGAGAGCUGGUGAUAGACAGCGCUCAUCCUGAAGAUGCAGGUAUUUACACCUGUGUUGCCACUAAUGAGGUCGGACAGGACAGUCAGACGGUGACCCUGUCUGUUCAUACUCACCCUGUCUUCACUGAGCUGCUCGGAGACGUGGCCCUCAACAAGGGAGAGCGCCUCCUGCUGGCCUGUGGAGUCAGCGGCAUGCCACCGCCAAGAAUCACAUGGGCCUUUAACAACAACAUAAUCCCAGUUCACUAUGAUCACAUGAACGGCCACAGUGAGCUGGUUAUUGAGAGAGUGAGCAAAGAAGAUUCAGGCACUUACACCUGUGUGGCAGAAAACAGUGUAGGAACCAUCAAGUCGCUGGGCUUCAUCUAUGUCAAAGAGCCUCCUAUCAUUGAUGGGGACCCUCACUCCAACCGUAUUGAGCCUCUGGGUGGUAACGCCAUCCUGAACUGUGAGGUCCGGGGAGACCCCCUGCCCAUCAUCAGAUGGAGCAAAAGUGGAAUCAACAUCCAGAUCAACAACCGCAUCCGUCAGCUGGACAACGGCUCCCUCGCCAUCUAUGGCACUGUGAGUGAAGAUGCAGGCAGCUACAUGUGUGUGGCAACAAAUGAUGCUGGGGUGGUGGAAAGGAGUGUCACACUUAUCUUGCAGCGUGCACCCACCAUCAUAGUGGAGCCAGUGGAGACAGUAGUAGAUGCUGGCACCACAGUCAUGCUUAACUGUCAGGCGGAGGGUGAGCCUACACCGAUGAUGGAGUGGUCCCGUCAGGGGCGCCCACUUUUGGGCAACGACCGCUUUUCCCCCCUGUCCAACGGUUCUCUCAGGAUUAGCAGUUCCCAGAAGGAGGACACAGCUGAAUAUGAAUGUGUGGCAAGAAACUUGCUGGGAUCAGUGCUGGUCAGGGUCACUCUCACUGUACGAGUUCAUGGUGGCUAUUCAGAGUGGGCAGAGUGGGGUCCUUGCAGUGUGUCCUGUGGUGUCGGGUCCCAGAAGAGGCUGAGACAGUGUAACAAUCCUCGACCUGCCAAUGGAGGGCGUCACUGUGCAGGAUCUCACUCAGAGACACGGAGUUGUCAGGGAAAGCCCUGUCCAGUGGAUGGUAACUGGUCAGAGUGGUCUCUGUGGGAGGAGUGUUCUCGUACCUGUGGUCAGGGCAACAGAACCAGGGUUCGGACCUGCAGUAACCCUCCAGCUCAGCAUGGAGGCCGACCCUGCGAGGGGAAAGCAGUGGAGGUUAUUAUGUGCAGUGUCCGUCCUUGUCCAGUGGCAGGUAACUGGGGGUCUUGGCUGCCGUGGAGCCCAUGCAGUGAGACCUGUGGUAAAGGCAUGAAGUCCAGAAUCCGGCUGUGUAACAACCCUCCUCCUACAUUUGAUGGGCCGCGGUGUGAGGGCUCAGACACCCAAACACAAAUGUGUAAAGAAAGACAGUGUCCUGUGGAUGGGAAGUGGUCAUCCUGGGUGAGCUGGGGAGCCUGCAGUGUUUCAUGUGGAGGCGGGACCAGACAGAGGACACGCCUUUGUGCUAGCCCCGCCCCUCAGCAUGGAGGCAGACAGUGUGAAGGCAAUGAUGUACACAUUGACUUCUGUAACAGUGACCCAUGCCCCGUCAGUGGUAACUGGGGUCCUUGGAGUAGCUGGGGUAGCUGCAGUAAGACAUGUAAUGGAGGUCAGAUGAGACGCUACAGGACUUGUGACAACCCGAGACCGGCCAAUGGUGGGAGAGCUUGUGCAGGUGCAGAUUCACAGAUACAGAGAUGCAGCACAGACAUCUGUCCUGUUGAUGGUAACUGGGGUUCAUGGCAGCCGUGGGGAGAUUGCUCUGCUUCCUGCGGAGUAGGAGAAAGGUCACGAGUCCGUUUCUGUAAUAGUCCAUCUCCUAGCAACGGGGGUCGGCCGUGUCCUGGAGACUCCUCUCAGCUGUCCAGGUGUAACACUCAGGCCUGCCCAGGUGGACCCCAGAGGGCACGAGGAAGCAUCAUUGGAAAUAUCAAUGAUAUUGAGUUUGGCAUCGCCAUCCUCAAUGCCACCAUCACAGACGGCGAGUCAGGCAACAGAAUCAUCAAAGCCACUAUUAAUAAUAUACCCAGGACAUUAGGUCCUGCGAUGAGAAAGCUCAUCUCAAUCCUGAACCCUGUCUACUGGACCACUGCACAGGAAGUAGGAGAGGCGGUCAACGGCUUCACUCUGACAGGAGGCAUCUUCAGGAGAGAGACACAGGUGGAGUUUGCCACAGGUGAGAUCCUGAGGAUGACCCACAUUGCCAGAGGCCUGGACUCAGAUGGAGUGUUGCUACUGGACAUCGUAGUGAACGGACACAUCCUGCAGCUGCCCUCACACGCUGACAUAAACAUCAAGGACUACACAGAGGACUACAUCCAGACAGGCCCAGGCCAGCUGUAUGCUCAGUCCACUCGCAUGUUCAGCGUCAACAGAGAGAGUGUGCCCUACUCCUGGAACCACACCAUCUCCUACGACCUGUCCAAGGGCAAGAUGCCAUACCUGGUAGAGAUGCUGCAUGCCACAGCCAUCAGCGCUCACUACCACCCCCUGGAGGAGAUGUUGAAGUAUAGCAUACAAGCUAGCAUUGCCAAGGGAGAUCGCAGUAAUCAGUGUCCUCAGGGAUUCACUCUGGUGUCUGCUGGGCCAUACUGUGCAGAUGAGAACGAGUGUGAGGUUGGUAACCCCUGCUCUCAUGCCUGCCACAAUGCCAUGGGCACCUACUACUGCUCCUGUCCCCGAGGCCUCACCAUCUCAGCUGACGGCAGGACCUGUCAGGACAUUGACGAGUGUUCGUUAGGUGGGAACGUGUGCAGUGAUAGACAGGAAUGUGAGAACACGAUUGGCUCUUACCGAUGUGUAAUGCGCUGUGGGCGGGGCUUCAGGAGAACAGCUGAUGGUCUCAGCUGCACAGAUGUCAAUGAGUGCCAGGAGUCCAAUCCGUGCAAUCAACACUGUCUGAACACGAUUGGAAGCUACAGAUGUGCCUGUGAACCGGGCUUUCAACUCAGGAACCGGCGCUGUAUAGAUAUCAAUGAGUGCAGACAGAGAGUCUGUCGAUCAGAUCAGCAGUGCAAAAACACACGGGGUGGUUACAACUGUAUUGACCUGUGCCCCAAUGGUAUGACCAAAGGUGCUAACGGGACAUGUGUAGACAUCGAUGAAUGCAGAGAUGGCACUCAUCAGUGCCGAUACAAUCAAAUCUGUGAGAACACCAGAGGCAGCUACCACUGCACAUGUCCGCGGGGCUACAGAUCUCAGGGAGUGGGACGACCCUGUCUCGAUAUAAAUGAGUGUGAGCGGCUUCCCCAGCCCUGUGCCCACCAGUGCAUCAACACGCCCGGCAGCUUCAAGUGCAGCUGCCCGCCAGGGCGCCACCUGCUGGGCGAUGGCAAGUCAUGUGCUGGUCUGGAGCGUCUGCCCAGCUAUGAGAGUUAUUCAUAUGGCUACAGGACGUCACAGUCCUCUCCUGACAUCAGCUCCUACCAGCGACUCUACCACAACCUGGCCUCUCAAAGUUACCACUCCUACGCAGCCAACACACGGAGGCGCAACAGGGGCCAGAGCCGCAGAGAGGCCGGCGCACAUUCCUCACCACAGGGUUUCCUGGCUUGUCAGCAGGGGUUUGAGUCCAGGGGGGGCUCCUGCAUAGACAUCAACGAGUGUGAGGUGAGGGACGCCUGUCAGCACGAGUGUAUGAACACACCGGGGAGCCACAGGUGUCUCUGUCCUGCUGGGUACCGCCUCAUGACCAACGGCAAGACGUGUCAGGAUAUAGACGAGUGUUUGGAACAGAACAUCCAGUGUGGAGCUAACCGGAUGUGCUUCAACAUGAGAGGAAGUUACCAGUGUAUAGACACACCCUGUCCACCAAACUACCAGAGGGACGCAGCCACAGGAGUCAUUUAUUCCACAAAAAUGCAAACACACUUCUAUUCUUCAAUGUGGCUUUCUCCUGUUUCACAUCUUUUCCAAAUCAAUUACUGUUUUAGACGCUCUUUUCAAAAAUCUGUUUUGAGUUUAUAUAACAUAUGACUCCUUUCCUGGAUUGUGCAGGACGGAGUCAUGCACCCGAGAACCACCUUCUUGGCUGUAGACGAGGACGUCACGUUACCUUUUGCCCUGCGAGACGAGAACCUGAAGGGAGUGCUGUUCACCACGCAGGCGCUCAGAGAGCCUCAGACGUACCGCAUGAAGGUGCGAGCACUCUCCUACAGCGAAGACGGAGGCAUAGAGUACCAGACGACCUUCAUCGUCUACAUCGCAGUCUCUGCCUACCCCUACUGAGAGCACUUUAAGAGACGCAGGACAAGAAGGUGCGCUGAUGAGUUCGGACCUUUACAUGCUAGGAUAAAAGUGAGAGUGUGGUUUUGGGGAGUUGCCACACCAGUAAAGAAACUGAAAAAAAAAGAGACUUUGUGUUCAGGUGAGAGAAGACAGAGAGUGAAAACAGCCCCGAAGACAUAAGGAAAAAGAUUCAAACCAUCCAGCUCACUGAAGGUUACCUGGACGUUGGAUAAAACUGGCUAUUUAUUGGCUUCAAUCCUGGAAUCCUUACCUCAGGCUGUUAUAGGAUGCUUGACAUUUUUUUUUUUUUUCCACAUCCCAAAGAUGUAUUUAUAAGAUCAAGUUUCCUCCUCAGAGCUGAGCAUCCACCUCUGACUAAGAUAGGCUUCAACCCUAAUCAUGAAAUCUUAGCUAGCCUUUUUAUUAACAUCUACCUAUUAUUAACUUAUUGGGAAGUGCUCGAACGAGAACGAGCAGUUUCCCACCUUUGUUUAGCCUUCGAGUCGAGACAUGGUGCUUAUUCUGGCGAUAGAAAACUUGACUGUCACAUUUUAAACAUCCUCAGGUAGUAGCCUUUAAUACACAGUGUAUCCUAUCUUUACACUGAUUACAUCAUCAAUGUGCCAUACUGCUCCAUCCAAUAGUUCAUACCAAGAUGUACUUUAUUUUUAUGACUUGUAAAUAUGUUUGUUUUUCUUAUAAAGUAUUGUCAUACUGUAACUAUUGUAACCAUUUUGUAAUAAAAGUGUAAUAAAUGAA
Labrus bergylta (ballan wrasse) is the source of this 17655-nucleotide messenger RNA. NCBI's taxonomy places the organism in Eukaryota, Metazoa, Chordata, Actinopteri, Labriformes, Labridae. The record is from RefSeq and is a predicted model, not a curated record.